UUGCUUAAACUAGAUAUCGUUUGCUAAACCAGUAUUAAAAACCAAACAUUCACCAUCAAUUUUUGUGCACCCCUGGCAUCCAAUAGGACAAAUGUGGAAAGGGCGUGAGUGGGGGAGGACUGUGUCUAUUUUCCGCCAGACACAGAUGGUUUUACAGACGCAGAAACACAGUCGGGGAUGCACGGGGGCACAGCUCUUGCUCUUAAAAUAUCAAAACUCGCAUUUUGUCAUCUCAUUUAUUUUGGAAAUAUGUUUUUUCUUCAAAUACCAAGUUGAGGUUGACAUUCAUCUGUGGGGAUUUUAAGAUUUAUUUAUUUUUUGUACUUCUUUUCCAAGUUGACCUUCAUUGAAGUCGCCUUUAAAUCAAAUGUCUGCGCGUGCUUGGAGAGCAUGAUGAAGACCAUUUUUCAAACCAGCAGAGUUCAUGCUGUUUAACUUUGGAAAGAAAAACAGAAUUUGCGCGAAAAUAGUAUUUAUUGCUUGCACGUCUUGGGCGCCGGACACAAGCCCUGAUAAUGUUAGUGUAUGUGAUCGUUUCUGCUGUGUUGUUAGUCGUAAGCGUGAGACCUGCUGAGGGUUUUCCCAAUUACAAAUAUGAUUACAUGGACGAGGACUUGGCCACCUUCGACUACUACAAAGUUGUGGAUGAGUUUGACGACAGGAACGGGACGGAGGGGUGCGACACGUGCGUGCCGGAGCUGUGUCCCCCCGCGCGUGGCUGCAGAGCGGGGCUCGUGAAGGACAGAUGCGCCUGUUGCUCGGAAUGCGGCAACUUGGAGGGACAAACCUGUGACCUCGGACACAGAAAUGUCUAUUAUGGGCUGUGUGGAGAAAACUUGGAGUGCCAACUGGACAGACUGGACGGCGAGGAGGAUGAACCGCAGUGUGUGUGUUUGUCUCAACAAACUCUGUGUGGAUCAGACGGACAAACAUACAAGAAUAUCUGUCAGUUCAAAGAAGCGGCGUUUAUAAACCCACAACUUAAUAUGACAGAUGGACCGUGCAAGACAGUCCCAAACAUCAAAGUGCCGCCACAUAAUCAGGUUAAUGUAACCGGGAGCAGUGUGGCAUUUAUGUGUGAGGUGUCUGCAUUUCCCAUGGCACUGGUGGAGUGGAGGAAAGAUGGAAAGGAGGUCAUUUUACCUGGCGAUGAUCCCCACAUAUCAAUUCAGUCUCGAGGUGGCCCUCAGAAGUAUAUGCUCUCUAGCUGGCUGCAGAUUGAAGUGUCCAGUCCGGCGGAUUCUGGCACGUACAGGUGCAUCGCUCGAAAUGAGCUCGGCCAAGUUUCAGCUACUGCAAUUUUAGGGGUGUUGCCUCCAGAUGAGAUGGCUGCUUAUUUGGAACAAAAUGUAAAUGCAGUGAUGGACUAUGACCAAAUACAGGACUACGACAGGGAUUAUUACUAAACUUCAGAUCCAAACACCCUGAAGACAAACAUUCUUACUGACUAAGCCUUGGCAAAAUAACAACCAGGCAACGAUUGUAUAUUCACCCGUAAAGAAUACAAAAAACAACCCCUCCGGAAUUUAUGGAACAUCUGGGUAGUCACACGCAUGGAGACGGAUGGUGAGGUCAAGUCAAUUCCCAAUGGUACCGGCCUCCGAGACGGAUGAAAAACACAAAAGUGAAGAGAAUUAAGUGGAGCAGCUACCAUAGAUGGCUGGAUAUAGAAAGUGGUGCGGAUCAAUGUCUUUUUUGUUUUUCUAAUGCUGUUCUUUAAAGCCCUUGUGACCAGUUGGAUAACAAAACACAUGGAGUGAGGAGACAUAAGAAACUCAAAACUGAAUUCUGAGUGCCUUCCAAGUCAUGCCUUUGCAUAAUCAAAUCUAUGAGGGAAACACUAUUGCCUGCUUUUGCGUUCAGGUGCCAAGUAGACUCCAUCAAAUUCAAAGCAGAUUGCAGAUCAGAUUUUAAGUUUGUGUACUGUAUGUUCCCACAUAUGGCAUCAUUGUGUGUCAUUCGUGACCCAGUCAUUUUUUGUAAUUUACUAUUUGUACAUAAAAUCAUCUUACGUGAUGUAAAGAAAAUACAACAUUGAUAUCUAUAAGGUAAUGUCAACGAUGUGAAAUCAAACAUAAUUAGAUUAUUUAGUCUGGAUUUCACAUAUUUGGUUGAGCCAGUCUGAGCAUGUGCACAGCUGGCUUCAAUGCAUUUUUACGAUCUCCUGUCUAAGGACAUAAAUGCGGUUGUUUUAUUCUAAUGUAAGCUUGUGUAGGUUGCACUUACAGGUCUUCUUUAAUGAAACGCCAUAUGGGAGACACCAUAAGGCUGGAUAGUGAGACCAAAACAUCUUGACUCUGUAAUUUCACCUCUGCUAAGUCGACUGGAGACCUAUAGUUAAGGACACGGAUACGGCUUUUUUAACUCGUCUGCUCUCCUCCGUCCUGCCCUUUCAUAAAGUUCUCUGGUUACUUAAAAUAAUUAUGGUAACAGCUAUGCAUGUAAUUUUAGGUUAGGUUUUGCCUACCACACUAUUUAAAGAAUGUAAAAGUUUAACGUAUCGACACCUUGAAUUAGAGGAUCUGUGAAACUUUUGCAUAAAUGUACUGUUAUAUACUACACCUUUCGAAAACAUUUUUUGUGUAAUAAACCAAAUGU
Messenger RNA from Misgurnus anguillicaudatus (oriental weatherfish), 2598 nucleotides. It is a transcript of the gene kazald3, whose product is annotated as Kazal-type serine peptidase inhibitor domain 3. Gene Ontology annotation, molecular function: insulin-like growth factor binding. Gene Ontology annotation, biological process: regulation of signal transduction; regulation of cell growth. The record is from RefSeq and is a predicted model, not a curated record. Lineage: Eukaryota; Metazoa; Chordata; Actinopteri; Cypriniformes; Cobitidae. Gene Ontology annotation, cellular component: extracellular region.